AUGGGAAUAGAUUAUGAUGGUUCAAAGUCUGCUGAUUCUGAUAUAUUUGUUGCUUAUGGUUUAGAAAAGUAUGUUGCAGCGGUUGUUCAUGCUGUGAAGGAUGUAUGUAAUUGUCGGAACGUGAAGCACCCUGUGAUUUGCAGCGAGAGUGGUAGGGACAUUAUGUCUUAUCAUUCAAUUUUGAUUUUUGAGGCUAUUGGUGCAAGUACAAACACUGCUCCUUCAUUGUCCUCAAUUGGAUUGCAGUAUUUAGCAACAGGACUUUCGGAACAAGCACUUAGAGGGUAUCUCCAACACCGUGGUCAAGAAGGCGCAGGAAUCGUCACCGUGAAUAACAACCUCCUUCAAUCCAUCAUCGGCGUUGGUCUUGUUUCCGACGUCUUCAACGAAUCUAAGCUCGAUCAGUUACCCGGAAGCUUAGCGAUUGGUCAUGUUCGUUAUUCCACUGCUGGACAAUACAUGCUGAAAAACAUUCAACCUUUCGUUGUUGGGUACCAUUUUGGUUCUGUUGGGGUUGCCCAUAAUGGUAAUUUGGUUAACUAUCGCACUUUGAGAGCUAAGCUGGAAGAAACAGGUUCAAUUUUUAACAAUACUUAUGAUACUGAAAUUGUUCUUCAUUUGAUUUCUACUUCAAAACAUAGACCUUUUAUAUUGAGAACUGUUGAUGCAUGUGAGAAGUUUGAAGGGACUUAUUCUGUUGUGUUUGUUACUGAGGAUAAGCUUGUUGCUGUGAGAGAUCCUUUCGGGUUUCGACCUAUGGUUAUGGGGAGGAUAAGUAAUGGUGCUGUUGUUUUUGCUUCUGAGACGUGUGCUCUUGAUUUGUUUGAAGCUCAUUAUGAGAGGAAAGUAUUCCCUGGUGAGGUUGUUGUGGUUGACGAUAACGGGAUUCAAUCGUUUUGUCUCAUGUCUCAUCCGCAGCCGAAGCAAUGUAUUUUCGAGCAUAAUUACUUUGCUUUGCCUAAUUCUGUUGAUUUUAAAGGGAAACCUGUACUCAAGCAGAAUAUAGGCAAUUGGAAAGCUUGUCUAUUUAUCUUAGGCAACGAGUGCGGCGAACGGUUAGCAUACUAUGGCAUUGCAAAAAAUAUUGUUACUUAUCUCACCCGCAAAUUACAUCAAGGAAAUGUAUCUGCUGCAAGAAAUGUCACCACUUGGAAAGGCACUUGUUAUCUUUCACCACUCAUUGGAGCUGUUCUAGUUGAUUCUUACUGGGGGGCAAUACUGGACUAUUGUUGUUUUUUUCUGCUAUUUAUUUCAUUGGGAUGUAUACAUUAA
This is a messenger RNA of Vicia villosa (hairy vetch), 1272 nucleotides long. Its product is annotated as amidophosphoribosyltransferase, chloroplastic-like. Bases 1 to 1272 code for a protein of 423 amino acids. Gene Ontology annotation, molecular function: amidophosphoribosyltransferase activity. Gene Ontology annotation, cellular component: cytoplasm. Gene Ontology annotation, biological process: purine nucleotide biosynthetic process. NCBI's taxonomy places the organism in Eukaryota, Viridiplantae, Streptophyta, Magnoliopsida, Fabales, Fabaceae. The record is from RefSeq and is a predicted model, not a curated record. The transcript has a single exon.